Molecule: messenger RNA, 972 nt
Organism: Corticium candelabrum
Lineage: Eukaryota; Metazoa; Porifera; Homoscleromorpha; Homosclerophorida; Plakinidae
Product: D-alanyl-D-alanine dipeptidase-like
Exons: 1
Coding region: 149-835 (228 amino acids)
Biological process (GO): proteolysis
Molecular function (GO): metallopeptidase activity; dipeptidase activity
Source: RefSeq, a predicted model, not a curated record
CACAGCGCGGUUGUUCAUAUGGCUUUGGUUUGUGUGUGUUUGUUGCGUUGUUUUAACUGCAAAUCAGCAGCAAGAGUUUUUAAAGUGUCCUAAUCUUCCAGACGGGUUUGUGUCACUAGAGGAUGUGGAUAGAACGUUGCUUAUUUCUAUGCGCUACGCAAGUCAUCACAAUUUUGUAGGUACACCUAUUAAUGGUUAUGUCCAGAAUGUAUGUAUAUUGACCAAAGCAGCAGCAACGGCACUUUCAUCUGCUCAAAAAGAAUUUAUGUCGAUGAGCCCCGCCUACACAUUGAAACUGUAUGACUGCUACAGACCCACCAUGGCCGUUCAUCAUUUCAAGUCAUGGGCUGCAGAUGUCAAUGACUCACUGAUGAUGCUGGAAUUUUAUCCGGACAUGAAUAAAAGUGACAUCAUACCUCUUGGUUACAUUCUUGAGAAAUCGGGCCACAGUCGAGGCUCGACGAUUGAUGUGACUCUUGUCCAAUAUCCUCCUUCUCCCGAAGAAGAGUACCAUCCUGGAAACGUGUUGAAACCUUGCUACAGUUCAAUAUCAGAAAGGUUUGGAGAUAAUAGUAUUGACAUGGGAACAGGAUUUGAUUGUUUCGAUUCACGAGCACAUACAGAUAACACUCUCAUUACCCAACAGCAAAGAAAAAAUCGCCAGUUGUUGCACGAUGUUUUGCAGCGAUACGGAUUUUAUAAUUAUCCUUUAGAAUGGUGGCACUUUAGUUUGCAAGAUGAGCCAUAUGUUGACACAUAUUUCAACUUUCUCGUUUCAUGCAAUGCAACAAUGACAGUUACUACUCCUGCAUUGAGUGAUGUAGGUUUUGUGUAGUAUCUAUGUAAGAUUACAUUUUAUUACUGUGUGAUAGAAUGUAUUGAGUCUUGAAGUGGUUGUUUCAGUAGAUUUUCACACUUGAUUUGAUACAAUGGAGAGUUUUGAUUAUACCAGCAACUAAUCUGCUUUUUUGA